AUGAGCGAACUACUCGCCUACCUCGUGGAAAAUGAUAAGAAUUUUCGAAAAGCCCGUCUGCCAGCCCUCUACUCCGACUUCCGCCCGCAACGAACCCUGAACCCCGAUGGCUUCGCCGCCAACGUCGCCGCCUGGAAGCGCGGGCUCUCCCACGCAGCCAUAGCGGGCCACGCGCCCUCCAAGUCGCCGACCCGAAACCACAUGAUCCUCGAGCUCGACGACUCGCUCCUUCGCGCCCUCGAGAGCAAGCAGUACGGCCCUCCCCUCGCACUGGGCACCGUUUUGCAGGAGGCGCUCGCGGCGGGCGAGCUGAUGCCCCUACAUCAGUUCUUGACGGCAAAACAGAGCAUAUACUACAAGUCGUGGGCACAUGUACCGCUGACGGUGCUGGGCUGGGGACUGCGGCAGGUGGGAAUAGUGGGUGGUCCCGGUGACGCCAUGCCCAAGGGCCAGUUCGUUGUGCUGGCGAACCUGGAGGAUGUAGCAAAGAUUUUCGCAGAUGCUGCGGCCGAUCGGGCGUCGCCGUUCGAGCGCACAUUCUCCAAGGAACAUUUCCGAAGAACGUUCGAGGCGAGUUUGCUAGAAGGACGAAGGCUGUCCGAGGCGGACUUUGAGGUGCUUGUCAAGUUCCUCUCACGGGACAAGGAAGUGCUGGCUACGGAGGGGACUACGAUCAAGAUACGGAAUUCGGCAGAGACGGAGGGCGCCACGAUCUCGGAGGAGGACUCGGCGAUCGCGUCGUUGAAGGAGCUGAUGGAAGACCUGACGCACCAGACGGAAGUACUGAGCCGGCGGAUCGACGAGCUGAGCAUCGCAGCCCAGGACGCCGUGCGUAGGAAGAACCGCGUGUCCGCGCUGGCGGCGCUCAAGUCCAAGAAACUGGCCGAGUCGAACCUCGCAACCCGCCACGCCACGCUCAACCAGCUGGAAGAGGUGGCGGCCAAGAUCGAGCAGGCGGCCGACAACGUGCAGCUCGUGCGCGUGAUGCAGUCGAGCACGGCGGCGCUGCGGAACCUCAAUGCGCAGGUGGGCGGGGCCGACAAGGUCGACGCCGUGCUGGACAGCCUGCGCGAGCAGAUGGGCGAGGUGGACGAGGUAGGCAACAUCAUCGCCGAGGCGGGACCGUCGGACGCGAUGGACGAGACGGAGGUCGACGACGAGUUCGAGGCUAUGCUCGCCGAGGAGCGGAAGAAGGACGAGGAAGCAGAGCGGAUCAAGCGCGAGGCGCAGCAGGAGCAGGAGGCAGAGGAGACCAGACGGAAGUUGGCCGAGCUGGAGAAGCUGGCUCCGGUGCCUGUACAGGGUCAGGGUCAGGGGCAGGGGCGGGAACGGGAACGGGAGACGAGACCAGAUACGCCCGUUACGGCGACGGCGAGUGGGCUGGAAGAGAUGCAUAUAGACACGACGGCAGAUGGUGCAGAGAAGACGCAGGCAGACCAGGUAGCGGCGGAAUAG
This is a messenger RNA of Anthostomella pinea, 1455 nucleotides long. NCBI's taxonomy places the organism in Eukaryota, Fungi, Ascomycota, Sordariomycetes, Xylariales, Xylariaceae. The record is from the annotation of a GenBank genome assembly.